This is a messenger RNA of Candida tropicalis MYA-3404, 1275 nucleotides long. RefSeq names its product NEDD8-activating protein. Gene Ontology annotation, molecular function: NEDD8 activating enzyme activity. Gene Ontology annotation, cellular component: cytoplasm; nucleus. Lineage: Eukaryota; Fungi; Ascomycota; Pichiomycetes; Serinales; Debaryomycetaceae. The record is from RefSeq and is a predicted model, not a curated record. Gene Ontology annotation, biological process: protein neddylation. The transcript has a single exon. The coding region runs from base 1 to 1275 and encodes 424 amino acids.
AUGAGAGACAAUUCUUCCAUAUUACCACUAUUAUCUACUAUUGGACCAUUCAAUGAAGUUCCUGAUGAAUACAAUUAUCAAGAUUCUCUAGAAUCUUUAAAAACAAGUAAAAUCUUGGUUAUUGGAGCUGGGGGAUUAGGUUGUGAAAUAUUGAAAAAUCUUGCAUUGACAGGAUUUAAGAAUAUUGAUAUUAUUGACAUGGAUACUAUUGAUUUAUCUAAUUUAAAUAGACAAUUUUUAUUUCGUCAGAAUGAUAUUGGUAAAAGUAAAGCAGAAAUAGCCACAAAUUUUAUUCUUGAAAGAAGUGAUGAUCCAGAUUUGAAAAUCAAUCCUUAUUUUGGAAAGAUUCAGGAUAAACCAAUUGAAUACUAUCGUCAAUUUCAAGUAAUCAUUAGUGGGUUGGACUCAGUUGAAGCUAGACGUUGGAUAAAUGCUACUUUAGUUAGUUUAGUCGAUGAUAAUACUUUGAUUCCAUUGAUUGAUGGAGGAACUGAAGGAUUUAGAGGCCAAUCAAGAGUAAUCAUCCCUACAUUGACACUGUGUUUUGAAUGUUCGUUGGAUUUAUUGUCUCCUAAAGUGACAUAUCCCGUAUGUACUAUUGCCAAUACCCCAAGAUUACCAGAACAUUGUAUAGAGUGGGCAAGUCAAAUGGCGUGGGCUAGAGAAUUCCCAGGAAAGAAAUUUGAUGCUGAUGAUCCAGAACAAGUCGAAUGGAUGUAUCAAACUGCAUUAAGAAGAGCAAAUGAAUUUAAUAUUGAGGGUGUUACUAAAAGUCUAACUUUAGGGGUUGUUAAGAAUAUCAUUCCUGCCAUUGCAUCAACUAAUGCUAUUAUUGCUGCUAGUUGUUGUAAUGAAGCUUUUAAAUUGGUUACCAAUUCUAAUCCAAUCUUGAACAAUUAUAUGAUGUACACAGGAGAUGAUUCAAUUCAUACUUAUACUUAUGAAUAUUCCAAAAAAUCCAAUUGUCCAGUAUGUGGAAACUUGGCAAAGGGUGUCACAUGCCAGAAUUGGUGGACCCUACAGCAAUUCAUUGAAGAAAUAAGUGCAAAACAAGAUGUUCAGAUGUCAAAUCCUUCACUCACAACUGCUCAAAAGUAUCUUUAUUUGACCAGUCCUCCAGAAUUGGAGAAAAUGACAAGUGAUAAUUUACUGAAAAAAUUGAAAGAUUUGAUAAACGAAGGAGAUGAAAUUGUUGUUACUGAUCCACAGUUGCCGAUUUCAUUGAGAUUAAUUGUUCAUUUCACAGGUGAUGAACAAGAUCCUGAAUUUGCAUGA